AUGGCAAUUACUAAAAUAUGUACUUCAUACCAUCACAGUUAUUAUAAUAUAAAAAUUCGACCACACCUUUUAAGAAAUGGAAUUAAUUUAUUCAUGGAUAAAGGAAAAUGCUUCUAUACCAAUGAAAGAUUAUAUAACUUUGGAUUUCAAAAAGUCACAGAAGAAAUAAAAUCAAAACUUGUUUAUAACUUAUUUAGUAAGGUUUCUAAUAAAUAUGAUAUCAUGAAUGAUUUGAUGAGCUUCCGUCUACAUCGAUGUUGGAAAGAUCAAUUUAUAAAAGAAUUAGAUUUAUUUUUAAAAUUUCAGUGUUAUAAUAUAAAACAAACAAAUAUAAAUGAUUCUAUAAAUGAUUCUAUAAAUGACUCUAUAAAUGACUCUAUAAACGACUCUAUAAACGACUCUAUGAAUGUAGACCCAUAUAAUACUCCCCCUAAUGAUGAAAGUAUGAACCAAAAUAUAUCAUCAAAUCAUAACGAAAAAAUAAAAAAUUUAAAAGCAAAUAAAUGUAAAAUAUUAGAUUUAGCUGGUGGGACAGGUGAUAUAGCUUUUCGAAUUUUAGAAAGAUAUAAAUAUUUCUUGGAAAAAAUAAGAAUAUUUGAUAAUAAAAAUAAUUAUAAUAAUAUAUCAGAAGAAUUUUAUAAAAACCCAUUAAUAAAUAUAAUUGUUUGUGAUGUAAAUAAUGAUAUGAUUAAUGUUGGAAUAGAAAAAGCAAAAAAUUUAAAUUUAAAUAAAAAUAUAACAUGGCUAGUUGAAAAUGCAGAAGAGUUAAAAUCUAUAGAAGAUAAUUCAAUAGAUGUAAUUACCUUAUCAUUUGGAAUAAGAAAUUUUACAAAUAUUUCUAAAGCAUUGAAUGAAAUGUAUCGUGUUUUAAAACCAGGGGGAAGACUUCUUUGUUUAGAGUUUAGUAAAUUAGAAUGUAAUGUUAUAAAUACAUUUUAUAAAUUUUAUUUAAAUAAUUAUAUUCCACUACUUGGAAAAUAUAUAGCAAACAAUGAACAUGCAUAUAAAUAUCUUGCUGAAAGUAUACAAACAUUUUUAACACCAAAUGAAUUAUCUCAAUUGAUGUGUCAAUGUAAUUUUAAAAAUAUUUCAUAUACAACUAUGACAUUUGGUAUUGUUGCAAUUCAUUCUGCUUAUAAAUUAAAUUAA
Plasmodium yoelii is the source of this 1149-nucleotide messenger RNA. Its product is annotated as methlytransferase. Lineage: Eukaryota; Apicomplexa; Aconoidasida; Haemosporida; Plasmodiidae. Gene Ontology annotation, molecular function: methyltransferase activity. The transcript is spliced from 2 exons. Gene Ontology annotation, biological process: ubiquinone biosynthetic process. The record is from RefSeq and is a predicted model, not a curated record. Bases 1 to 1149 code for a protein of 382 amino acids.